UCUUGCAGUCUUAAAAGGGAGAGAGCUCUGUGGGGGAAGGGGAGCCCCCUGUCGGCAGCUUUCCCCGUCACUUCUGUCGGAGCCCUUCCUAGGUCUCCACCCUCCUCCCCUCCGAAGUGCUGAGCUCCCUCGCCCACCUCAGCUCCCCCACCUCUCUCUGAUUCCCUCCUGGUCGAACCCCCACCCCUUUUGGCCCCUGGGUCCACAAGACCCACACCCCACACACCUGCAUCUUCAGCUGUGACCUCCGGAGCCCUGCCUGCCCCUUCUCCACAGCUCCCUCCCUGCCUGCACCCAAGGCGGCCCCUUCCCGACUUGCCUUAUUUAUUAGUUCGACGCGUCUCUGAAUGUAUCCACCUCGGUCCCACCUCUGCCUUCGCUGCGCGCGCGCCCCUCGUAUUUCAGGGCCGACCCCACCCUGACUCCGCAUGUUUGUGUCUUCCUACCUUUCCGGCUCUGUCUUGCCCCGUCUCCCCGACUCUGGCCACCAAUCUCGAGGCCAGAGUGGGAGGUUGUAUAUAGAAACGCGUUGCGGAGUCCCGGCCCCGUCCCCCGCGGGGAGGGGGCUUGUACAUAAUGUAACAUACAGAGUAUAGUGAAGAAUCUAUUUACAGCGCCUCGGGGAGGGCUGCACGGCCGGGCUCGAUGGUUCCCUGGCGCGGCGGGGGCCUCCUGCCCUCUCCACGAGCACUUUCUACUUGUGCAUGGGCUUGAUUUCUACGCAUUGCCAUUAAACGUCGCUGCACCACCCAGCCUCCGGCGUCUCUCUGUAGGGGGCGGGGCUGGCGCGUGGUUUUCCGCCUCCGACGCGUUUCCGGCCUUAAAGGCCUUUCGCCCUUCCCUUUAAGACGCACCGCCCUCUCUCAGUCACUCCCAAGAUGGCGGACCUACUGGGCUCCAUCCUGAGCUCCAUGGAAAAGCCACCCAGCCUCGGUGACCAGGAGACUCGGCGCAAGGCCCGAGAGCAGGCUGCCCGCCUGAAGAAACUACAGGAGCAAGAGAAACAACAGAAAGUGGAGUUCCGUAAAAGGAUGGAGAAAGAGGUGUCAGAUUUUAUCCAAGACAGUGGGCAGAUCAAGAAAAAGUUUCAACCGAUGAGUAAGAUUGAGAGGAGCAUACUACACGAUGUGGUGGAAGUGGCUGGCCUGACAUCCUUCUCCUUUGGGGAAGACGAUGAGUGUCGCUAUGUCAUGAUCUUCAAAAAGGAGUUUGCACCCUCAGAUGAAGAGCUGGACUCCUACCGUCGUGGUGAGGAGUGGGACCCUCAGAAGGCUGAGGAGAAACGGAAGCUGAAAGAGCUGGCCCAGCGGCAGGAGGAGGAAGCAGCCCAGCAGGGACCUGUGGUGGUGAGCCCCACCAGCGACUACAAGGACAAGUACAGCCACCUCAUUGGCAAGGGGGCGGCCAAGGAUGCAGCCCAUAUGCUACAGGCCAACAAGACCUACGGCUGUGUGCCUGUGGCCAACAAGAGGGACACACGCUCCAUUGAAGAGGCCAUGAAUGAGAUCCGAGCCAAGAAGCGUCUACGGCAGAGCGGGGAAGAGUUGCCACCUACCUCCUAGGCAUCCAGCCACCUGGGGCAGGGCAGUGGGGGACAAGGUUGCUGCUAUUAGAACCCAUCCUGGAGCCCCACCUCUGAACCACCUCCUCAUAGCUGUCACUGAGGCUGGGGCAGGUGUUUGAUUUGUCACUGUUGGAGCUUGGCUGUUGUGUGUGUGGUAUGUUUAAGUGUGCAUGUGUGUGUGUGUGUGUGUGUGUGUGUGUGUGUGUGUAAGAGUAUGAGUGCACAGGUGGGUAUUUAAUCUGUAUUAUUCUCUGUUCUCCUUGGACUUUUUUCUUCCCCAUGGGGCUGGGGUCACUUUACAUUCAAUAAACAGUUUGACCCAA
This is a messenger RNA of Manis pentadactyla (Chinese pangolin), 1887 nucleotides long. It is a transcript of the gene SPAG7, whose product is annotated as sperm associated antigen 7. Gene Ontology annotation, molecular function: nucleic acid binding. Lineage: Eukaryota; Metazoa; Chordata; Mammalia; Pholidota; Manidae. The record is from RefSeq and is a predicted model, not a curated record. The transcript is spliced from 7 exons. Bases 879 to 1562 code for a protein of 227 amino acids.